UGAGCUGGACCCUUUUAGACGUCCUUUUAGGAGCGAUAUCGGCCCUUUUUGUGUAAAUUACGUAUCAAAAAGCACGCACAGCACCGACCAAGGAAGUGGUCUCUGUCUCAGUUCUGAAUGAGUGAUAUUCAGCCCUCUUUCUACCCGGUUUAUGUUGAGAUUGGCCCUCCUGCAAUGGAAAAUGACCGAGCAGACACGUUUUUGAUAACUGGCGGAUGUGGUUAUUUUGGUUAUCGCCUGGCAUGCUCCCUGCAUAAAAAAGGAGCCAAAAUCAUUCUGUUCGACACAGUCCCUCCAAACCGAGACGUGCCAGAGGACAUUGUGUUUGUUCAAGGAGAUAUACGUGAGUAUGCACACGUUGAGAGAGCCAUCACUGGUGCGGACUGCGUGUUCCACAUCGCCUCCUAUGGCAUGUCUGGCAGGGAGCAGCUGAACCGCCAUCUGAUCGAGGCGGUGAAUGUUCAAGGCACGCAGAACGUCCUCAAGGCUUGCGUGGAGCACGGAGUGUCCAGGCUGGUUUACACCAGCACCUUCAACGUGGUGUUUGGAGGCCAAGUGAUAGAGAACGGGGAUGAAAGCCUCCCUUAUCUACCUCUCCAUCUUCACCCCGACCACUACUCCAGAACCAAGUCCCUGGCUGAGAUGGCAGUGCUAAAAGCUAAUGGCACAGCACUGAAGGAUGGCUCUGGGGUGCUGAGAAGCUGUGCACUGCGUCCUGCAGGAAUCUACGGGCCUGGUGAGCAGAGGCACCUGCCCAGGAUAGUUGGCUACAUAGAGAAGGGCAUCUUCAAGUUUGUUUACGGCGAACCCAGCAGCCUGGUGGAGUUUGUCCAUGUGGACAACCUGGUGUCAGCCCACGAACUUGCUGCAGAGGCUCUGACCUCAGAGCAGCAGCACCGCUCUGCUGGCCAGGCCUACUUUAUCUCAGAUGGCAGGCCUGUCAACAAUUUUGAAUUCUUUAGACCUCUGGUAGAGGGCUUGGGCUAUCCUUUCCCCAAACUCCGCCUCCCUGUCUCUCUCAUUUACUUUUUUGCCUUUCUCACAGAAAUGAUUCACCACCUCAUCGGGCCCUUCUAUAACUUUCAGCCACUGCUGACACGUACAGAGGUGUAUAAAACUGGCGUGACGCAUUACUUCAGCAUGGCAAAAGCUAAGGCAGAGCUCGGUUAUGAGCCCCAGGAGCACAACCUGGAUGAUGUUGUACAGUGGUUUAGAAGCAGAGGGCAUGGGAAAACAUCUCACAGCUCCUUCCUCAAUCGAUUGCUCCUAGACAGCCUGUUUGUUGCUGCCUUUGUUGCUGUGGCUCUCUCUUUUCUUCCACUUGUUGGUAGUUGAUGAGCAACUAAAGUAAAAAUAUCAUAUCUUUCCAAAAGGUUGUUUAACAGGUCUUGAUGUGACAACGUCAACAUGCACGUUUUAUUUUUAAUUGGUCAGUGUUAGCAGCUGUCUACAGACCAACAAGCAAAAAUGUUUAUGGGUUUAAUGUUUAUUUGGGGUCCUUUUUAUACCCAUCACAAUAAUCAUAGAAUCUAUGUACCUUAAUGUCUUAAUUUUACAUCCUAUAGUUGUCACUUUCAGACACUAUAUGUUAAAUGCUACCUCUUUUUCCACAACAGUUGCCUUUUGAACGAAAGGCAAAGAUUGAUGAAUGCUGGAAGGUGCUGAAAGGUUCUGAAACUGUAAUGAAUAAAACCUUACAAGGAAAA
Molecule: messenger RNA, 1706 nt
Organism: Morone saxatilis (striped sea-bass)
Lineage: Eukaryota; Metazoa; Chordata; Actinopteri; Moronidae
Gene: sdr42e1
Product: short chain dehydrogenase/reductase family 42E, member 1
Exons: 3
Coding region: 118-1335 (405 amino acids)
Biological process (GO): steroid biosynthetic process
Molecular function (GO): 3-beta-hydroxy-Delta5-steroid dehydrogenase (NAD+) activity
Source: RefSeq, a predicted model, not a curated record